UUUGCCUAAAGUGAUCUUUAAACGGUGUAAGUGUCAUGCCUCCAAGUUAAGGUAUUUGAGAAGUGCAAGAAGGCAAAUCAAAUCCAAGUGAUGUGAUUCACCCUCUUUCACUUUGAUAUUUCCGACAGUAUCCUGAAGGCAGCACGUCUUGGCCGCUCAUCCGCCCAAUCUCCACUCCAGUCUGAGCGGUUUGUCUGGAUGCAGCAGUGUGUCAACUGUGACACGAGCUCUGAACAGAUGGACCACCUACAUUUGAAGAUGAUGUGGAGUGUUGUGAUCCUGCUGGCUGCUGCCCUCAGUGUGGAGUCCUACACCGUCCAUGACCUUCAUGAGCGUUUGGCCCAUGGUCGCCAGCUGAAGAUCUAUCUGCCCAAAAGUGUGGAGAAGCUGGAGUUUAUCCCAGCUGAUGAGCCCGGCAAGACCUUUCUGUACUGGGAGAAGGGCAGACACAGGACAAACAAAGGCAGGGUGUCUGGCACUGGCAGUGACCGUCGCUGGUACAUUGACAAGGUGACUUAUGAGGACCAAGGGACAUACAUCCAAAGAGACUACUGGAAUAAAGAGAUCUCCACUGUCAAAGUGGCCGUCAUACCCAGACACAACUACCUGAAGUGUAUAGCAGGAGAGAGUCUUUACAUCUCCCUGGAGGGUCUUGACCUGGCUGAUGCUUUCCUAACAUUCUCUAAAGACAGUGCCAACUUAACACUGGUGCGUGAUGGUGCUCGGGUGUCUCAGGACCUUCCGGAUUAUUGGGACCGGGUUCUGACCCACUCCAUGAACAUCGAGAUCAGGAAUGUGAACUUUAGUGAUGAGGGCCAUUACACCCUUAAAGACCGCAGGGACCGCGUGGUGUCUGUUACCAGGAUGGACCUGACAGACCAUCAUGAAGAAGGAAACCCUCUCUUGGCUCUGCUCUUACUGCUGGGCAUCCCGGCUGGGAUUUGCUGCUGCUGUCGGAAGAAGAUUUUCAAGAAGAAGGCCACCACUGCUGCGACGCUGCAGACUACACCAGAUGCAGUCCAUCCUCCUCCCAGUGGUCCCACUGGACCUUGUCCUCCCUACAGCUCUCCCGGACAACCAGGAGUGAUGUACUACCACGGCCCAGACCCUAACAUGGCUCCUACAGUCCAUCCUCCCCCUGCACCAACAGGCCCAGGACAGUGGAAUGGCCCCCCACCCUCCCCAGGUUUUAACCCAGCCUACCCACCCCAAAACCCUGCCUACCCUCCUGCCGGUCCAGCUAUGAUCCCCCCUGGCCAGCCUCCACAAUGGAACGGUCCACCACCAGGCCAGUACCCACCCGGGCCUGCAGCUCCAAUGGGCUAUGGUCCAGCUCCAGUCAUGUAUAGCGCUGCUCCACCACCAGCAGCCAGUGGACCUCCUGAGGAGGUUAAGAUGCAGAAUAUGGCUUCCUCACCUACCGACCCCUUGCUGUCCAACACACCACAGGGUGUAGCUGCGUCUUCUCCUGUGGCUCCUGUGGUCCCCUCCAACAUUCUCAGCUCUUCUGAUAGUGACUGCACGUUCAAGAUCGAAGGAGACAAAAGCUCCUCCUUCCUGUAAGGAUGCGAUCUCUGGAGCAUCUUCCUCCCAGUCCUUCCUCACUUCGAUAUUACAUCUGUGACCAGGCACAGGUGGAAACAAUGGACAGCAUUUGGACAGUAGACUCUUUUCUUUAUCUCCUUGCCUAGAUUAGUAUUUUAUCCCCUAUUUGAAUAUGGAAAUAAUGUUUUCAUAGUCUAAAUGAGCAGUGAUGUCUGGUAUAAAGUCUAGUGGCUCAGGCAGCUGAGUUUUGGCAGCAGGACUCAGUUAUUUGAGGAUCAAAUUUCCAGAGGUGAGGAGAUAAAGAAAGGUGUUUUCUUGAAGUGUUAGCAUGUGGAAUAGAAAUGUAAUAACUUCUGAAGGGUAAAUCUUAAAAACAGGGCUGGGUUCAGUUUAAGAGAUGUCAUAGCAAAUGAUUGUGGCUUUUAUCCACAGUUUCACUGAUUCCAGCCCCGUUUUUUUUUUUUUUUUUUUUUCUUU
Molecule: messenger RNA, 2022 nt
Organism: Epinephelus moara (kelp grouper)
Lineage: Eukaryota; Metazoa; Chordata; Actinopteri; Perciformes; Serranidae
Exons: 14
Coding region: 199-1563 (454 amino acids)
Source: RefSeq, a predicted model, not a curated record